This is a messenger RNA of Laccaria bicolor S238N-H82, 825 nucleotides long. RefSeq lists its product as uncharacterized. The record is from RefSeq and is a predicted model, not a curated record. The transcript has 5 exons. Bases 1 to 825 code for a protein of 274 amino acids. Lineage: Eukaryota; Fungi; Basidiomycota; Agaricomycetes; Agaricales; Hydnangiaceae.
AUGCAGAUCCACAAUUUAGAGUUAGGUUCCAUUCAAUGGAAAGUGAUCAGGGUCAACAAGUAUCAUCCUGAUUCUUCCUUGCUUUCUCCUUUAUCUAAAGGCAAAAUUCUCAAGACGAUGAACCAGAUGAAGCACAAUCUAAAAGGGCUGUUUCGGGCAAGAGAUUGGUUAGAAAAUGGCAAAAAGCCACUUCAAACAAGCUUGGUUCCGUAUUGUGGAGCUCUUUCUAUCGUCGAGAGAGCCCAGAUCGCAAAUUGGUUUCUGUGUCACAUCAGCAAAAAUGCAGAGACCUGGCUCAGGCACUUACCACUAGCUCAUGUGUUCACCCUUUACACUGCAGAACAUAUCAAAAAUGAACCAAAGUUGAAGGUACUCACAAAGCCAGAAAUCAUCAACGAGGCUUGGAGGAUCCAAUUUACAAGUAUCCCUUCAGUCUUGUUCGACAUUGAUGUUGAACACGAGGCCUUGGAGAAUCUGGAGACCGAGAUGUUUGAGGUUUCAAGAGCUGCAGGGAUUGCGAGUUAUUAUCAAUGGGGCUUGGACGCAGGACAUCACCAAGAUUGGGAUCCGUAUGCAAGGAUGGAAGACUUGAAUAACCAGGAUUGUCCCGGAGAUGAUGAUGAUCUUCAGUCCCGGAGUGCAGUAGCCAGUACAAUAUCUGUGAUCAACGCCGCCUGGGCCCGGGGCAGAGUAGAUGAGUGGGGCGAGGCAGAGGAGUAUGGCGGUCAAGGUGAACUUCAUGAUAAUAUGGUUCUAGACGGGUAUUUGUACGGAGGCUUUAUGAAAGCCAUAUCGCGAUGUGUCCCCGAUUUGUCACCAAAGUAA